Messenger RNA from Drepanopeziza brunnea f. sp. 'multigermtubi' MB_m1, 1479 nucleotides. RefSeq lists its product as uncharacterized. Lineage: Eukaryota; Fungi; Ascomycota; Leotiomycetes; Helotiales; Drepanopezizaceae. Gene Ontology annotation, molecular function: mRNA guanylyltransferase activity; ATP binding. Gene Ontology annotation, cellular component: mRNA capping enzyme complex. The record is from RefSeq and is a predicted model, not a curated record. Gene Ontology annotation, biological process: 7-methylguanosine mRNA capping.
AUGGGCAGGGCAGAGGGCAUGGCAGGACAGGAUAGUAUUAUUAACAAGAUUAACGUAGUUCAUUAUUUGAAGCAUGGAUCGACGAUAAGCAGCAAGAUCAAGAGAGGUGUUGAAUACAGAUCUCGAUCCGGAGACCUCGAACAAAUUCCCUACUCGAUAGGAAACUCACAGCCAACUUAUCUCCUUUACUUCGAAGCCACCAAGAUGACGGGUCCGGUUAAUUCACUCGAUGCGCCUGGGCUCAAGGCAGAGGGGGAACUGUUACAAAGCAUGCGCAGAGAAGUAGCAGAUCUUCUGGGAAAGAAGGUACAUGGAUUCCCAGGCGCUCAGCCAGUAAGUUUUGCUCGCAAGCACUUGGUGGAGUUGACCAAGCAAGACUACUAUGUUUGCGAAAAGUCCGAUGGUAUGCGAUACCUCCUUUACCUCACUAUCGAUACCUUAGGGGAAGAGAUCCAGUACCUCAUCGACCGGAAGAAUAACUUUUGGUGGAUACCCAAAGGCGCCUUGCACUUCCCGGUCCCUGGUGACGUUACCAGAUUUCACAAGGACACGCUGAUAGAUGGUGAGCUUGUCUUCGACAAAGUACCUGGAGGGGGUACGGAACCCAAGUAUCUUGUAUUUGACUGCAUGGUGCUGGAUAAUAACAGCCUCAUGAACCGGACACUUGACAAAAGGCUUGCGUAUUUUAAGGAGCGGAUUUUUACUCCCUACACCAAAAUGAUGAGGGAAUACCCCGAUGAGAAGCAAUAUCAACACUUCAUUAUGGAGCUCAAGACGAUGGAAUUUGCUUACGCAAUGGAGAAAAUGUUUCAACACACUCUACCCAACCUACCACACGGCAAUGACGGGCUGAUCUUCACAUGCCGAAUGACAGACUACAAGCACGGCACAGACCAGAACAUCUUGAAAUGGAAACCGGAAUCGGAGAACUCGAUUGAUUUCAGGCUCUCUCUUGACUUCCCACUAGUACAGCCAGAUGCGCAGGACAUCGAGGAAGGCGUCACGAAGCCAUACUACGACUACGAUGCGGUACCAGUAUGCAAUCUCUAUGUCUACAAAGGAGAUAGGGACGACGAUCAGCACUGGGGAACCAUGUACCUCGACGACGACGAAUGGGAGUCACUGAAAAGCCUUCAGGAGCCCUUGGAAGACCGGAUUGUGGAAUGCUUCAUGGACUCGCAGAAGAGAUGGCGAUAUAUGCGCUUCCGAGACGACAAGGAUGUCGCGAACCAUAUCAGUACGGUCAACAGUGUGAUCGAGAGUAUCACCGACCGAGUCACCGAGAAAGAUCUGAUUGCGGCUGCAAAGGGCAUCCGGGACCAGUGGAAGCGGAGAGAGGCGGAGAAGCACGGCAGGGAGAAGAAAGAAGCAGAGAAUAACCGAAUGGCGAGCAUGGGCGUCAGUCACGGAGCUCCGAAGCGGAAGGCGGAGGAGCAAGGGCCCGGUAGGCCGUCACCUGGUCCUCCAGGAAAGGGAUGA